Molecule: messenger RNA, 1364 nt
Organism: Exophiala xenobiotica
Lineage: Eukaryota; Fungi; Ascomycota; Eurotiomycetes; Chaetothyriales; Herpotrichiellaceae
Exons: 4
Coding region: 332-940 (202 amino acids)
Biological process (GO): small GTPase-mediated signal transduction
Molecular function (GO): GTP binding; GTPase activity
Source: RefSeq, a predicted model, not a curated record
CCCAAUGCAAAGGGCAAAAGCACAGUCAACCAAGCAAAAGACCUGCCGGUGCCACUGUUUCCUCCAUCUCGCCUGCGUCAACGACUCCUCCGGAUUUCCUGGUCGAUCUACACUCGACUAUCUCUCGAUCAUCUUGACCUUUUACACAGGAUUCACCUCGACUUUCGCUUCCCUCCACUCCCUUCCAAUUCCACCGUCCUUAUUAUUACUCCUAUCAACAAUUUCUACAGCAACCGCUCGUUUGUUUACUUUUCACCUGCGCAUACUCCCGGCCGAGGCACACGCUAUCUCCACCUACCACAUCGAUAAACAAAAAUAGCCUCGCACAGCCAUGCCUCUCUGCGGCGGCAACAAAGUCGUCCAGCGCAAGUUGGUCCUUCUCGGAGACGGCGCCUGCGGAAAAACAAGUUUACUCAAUGUCUUUACAAGAGGAUUCUUUCCUACGGUCUACGAACCCACGGUUUUCGAGAAUUAUGUCCACGAUAUCUUCGUCGAUGGGAUACACAUGGAACUAUCCUUAUGGGACACCGCGGGACAGGAAGAGUUCGAUAGACUGCGGUCAUUGUCCUACGACGACACACAGGCGAUAAUGUUGUGCUUCAGCGUCGAUAAUCGAGGAUCCCUAGAGAACGUCGGUACGAAAUGGAUCGCCGAGAUCAACGAGCAUUGCCCAGGCGUCAAGAUAGUGUUGUGCGCGUUGAAGUGCGAUCUGCGAGAAGAACACGAGAAAGAGGACGAUGAACCGCGUGCUCCGCCACGGCCGAUGAUUCAGUACAAUGAAGGAUUAGAAGUAGCCAGGCAAAUUGGCGCCUUACGAUAUCUCGAGUGCUCAGCAAUGCGAAAUCGCGGAGUCAAUGAAGCUUUUACAGAAGCUGCGAGAGUCGCUCUCCAGGUUAAGCCGGCCAAGUCGAAAGACGACUCGAAAUGUACCGUCAUGUGAGGAAAUGCCACUGCCGGUUCUCAUCUCUCGCCUGUCGCUAAAUCCAGGCCCUUCUCCUCCACCCGCCGACUCCUCUGAUGUACAUACCCUGUCCUCGCCUUGCCUGAUUUCAUUCCCAUUUCUGUCCGAGCAGGUUCUGAUUUUAGCAUUGUUUUGAGUUAUAGCCUCGUUUUGGAAAAGCAAGAGGUAUUGAUGAAAGGCGUUUUUUGAGGCUCGGAUUUAGAGCGUGAGUACAUGGCCAGAAUAGGCUAAUGAUGGGAAAUAAGCUGCAAAUAUCACGCCUUGGUAGAUCUGUGGCGCGCAAUCUGACUCCAUUUUGGCGUCCGUCGCUCGGUAUUGGUGCUUCCCUAGAAUUCUGACGAAAGUGGCAAUCCGCAAUAGUUCGAAAUAUUCAGUCCUGAAGGUAGGCCGAAGACCUGAUGGC